AACCGUUCUGUUUGCAAAUGGUGGUUAUCGUGGCAUGGUUAACGGACAGUAGAAUUUUAUAUGGAUAUAUAACGUUAAGUAGUAUACUGUUAUGAAAAAGAAAAGAAGUAUUGCUCGUUGUCACAAUUUUUGGCAGCAAUAGUACUUGGCAAUGCUUUAUCUUAUUAUUGAUUAUUGAGCGAUUGUAAAGCUAUGAAUUCGUCUACGCUGUCACCCAAUACUUUAGCUUCACCAGGGCAGAGCGAGUCUCAAGACUCAGAGUUAAGUUCCAGUGGCACACAAACAUCAAAAAUACUGAGUCAUAUGAAAUCAGAAUUGCAGGUACAAAAACAGCAGAAAAGAUUGGUACGAGAAUUACAUCUAAAACGUGUACAGUUUUUACGAAAGGAAUUGGAGUUUCUAAAGACAACUGAGUGGAGAUAUCAGCCAAUUGAUCGGUAUAGAUCAUCCUGCAGUCACUAGCUCUACAAGGAGAAAAAGCAAAUACAGAAACAUAUAUUUCAUGUUUUGGUACAGGUAUUUGGACCAAAGUCAUAGGAAUUAACAAAGAUGCUGUCUUUUAUAGCAAGUGCUGCACAAUAUGUUCUGGGCUAUGGAAAGUCUACAGAACCAGAUAUAAAUGAGAUCAUAUCGCGCAUUGAAAGUGCGGACGAUACAAAAUCUUUAGAAAACCAAAGAUUGGAAAAUGAAAAUCAAGAAGGAUUUUUUUAUAAAAAUGGGAGGGUCACUACCAUUACAGGGGAAUAUGUUAUUAUAGAUGAUCAUUACAUAUGCGAGACCGUUAACAUCACUGUCUCUAAUCUUGAAGUGGGGGAUACAGUGCACUACUUGGCUUUCCAAAGACAUCAAAAUGAAGAACAAAAAAUUCGAAAGAUUAUUUCUUUAACAAAUGAAACAUGGGAUGAUCAACCGAGUGAUAGAGAAAUCCAAGUAAAAGAUGCACUUGAUCACAAGGUAGUAAAAGUAGAGACAUUAAAGCGAAGUGUGGUCGGUAAAGUAACAAAACGUGAAGGCAGAACAAUGUUCAUCGAACCAAUAAAUAUCACUGUACAUCUGGAUAAAGUGGCUUCGGAAUUCGUUCCAAUUGUUGGAGACUGGUUAAUGUUAGAAUCACUGGUUGAAGUGGACGAACGUUCUACGGACCUCGGUGGUGAAGUUUUAGAAGUGGACAGGAUUAAUCCGCUGAGAACAAAAUUAGUUGUCGGCCAUGUGACAGCCUAUAGUACAACCAUAGGAAUUGGUAAAAUUGACAACAGUAUUAUAUUCAACAAAAUAUCUUGUGAGCCUGGCUAUGUUCCCUGUAUUGGUGACAAAGUUGUCAGUGACAGUAUUGAAAGUGAUCAAGGAAUCUGUACCUGGAGAUCAUUGACUGUCGUUCCUUUGGUCCAGGUGGCUCAAAGAGAACCUGUAACGACACAACAAAAUGAGCCUUUGCUCUGUAGUCAUAAUGUCCAGGACUUAGAUGCUAUUCUCAAAGAUAAACGUGGUAUAAUAAUUACAAGCAAUUUGACAUUUGACUUGCAAGUAAACGAAGAGCAAGAUCUGGAAGUGUUAAUAGAGAACACAGGAAGAAUUCCUCACAUUUUAUAUAGAGGUUGUUUUAUGUCGAAGAAAGCACAAUCUCAACUGUCUCUAAUAUCGCCAACAGUGAGCACAGUCAGUACAUUAAAUCCUCUAGAAAAAAUAUCAUAUAAGUUUAGAUGUAAGGCGAGAUUCAUGGGCCUAUCGGAGGAGCUCUUCAUCUUCAGCUUCAGGGGUUUCAAAAUUGGUAGAGUAUUUCGCAUAAGCGUUCGUGCUAAAAAUUGUGGAAACAGAAACACUGGACAAAAGUUUGAGAGCUUUAAUAGAUUGGCGAGGCAGAAUGAAAUAGAUCAAAACAUGUACAUUUGUGGUAUCAGACCAAUAAAACCUGCAGCGUUCAUAACCGUGAGGAAUGGGAUUUUUAAAAUACCACAAAAAAUCUGGAAUGCUGUGUUGGGUCCACUCAAUGAAAGACAAUCACAAAUGGAUCGGCAAAUUGCUGUAGGUGAUGCUGUACCAUGUCUAUUGAACGGUCUGACUUUUGAGAAUUAUAGAGAGCGCUUCCAUGCUUUGUUAUACCUAGAAGAAGUUGGCCAGAGGAUUGAUUUACAAAAAUACGACAUGAAUUCUGUCGUAAUGAGACACUGUGGUGAAUUUCUGGCGUUGAAAGUUCCUGGUCUGGCUGAAAAAAGGCCCUCGCUUCUAAUCGGCGAUAAAGCGAUAAUAUCUUUUAAAUGGGAUUCAUCAGGAGGAGAGCUAAAGUACGAGGGAUGCAUUCAUAAAGUAAAUAGUUCUGAAAUCCUCUUAAAGUUUAAUCCAAAAUUUCAUGACGAAUAUAACGGAGCUGACUGUUAUGUGACAUUUAGUUGUUCUAUGACGUCAUUGACACGUUGUCAUAUGGCUGUCAAUUUGGCAGUGACGCAUCUCGGGCCAGAAUUCUUAUUUCCAAACAGAAUCGCUCAGAAGGCACCACAGGUAGAUUUGGAAGAGAACGAGAUAGAGGACAAACCAAAGAGAAUUCGAUGCAGACAUGAAAGAAGUCAAUCAACUUCAUCAAUUUGUUCCAGUACGAGUAUAACAUCAAUUAGUGAUUCCUCAGAUAAUGCUGUUAGAUCACCACCAAGAAUAUCAGUAGCCGAAAGGCUCUUUAAUGCCAAACCAAUAGAGCGAGCUACUAAUUCAUUACAAACAUCAAUAUCUUUUGUAGAAAAGAAAUACCUGGAUAAAUCAGUGUCACCGAAUGAUGAUUCUUCGAAGAGUAUAAUUAUGACGUCUGAUAAUGGAUCGGAUCCAGUUGACAUUAAGGAUUCUCAUAGCAAGGAAAUAAAUUCCUAUGUGUCACAGUUUAAGAAGCGUAAAUUGAUAUGGUUUAAUAAGAAAUUAAAUUAUUAUCAAAAAGAGGCCGUGAGAAAUAUAAUAAAAGGAGUAGCACGUCCUUUGCCAUAUGUAAUUUUUGGACCACCCGGUACUGGAAAAACUAUAACACUCUGUGAAACUGCGCUGCAGAUUUAUGCAAUUCUUCCUGAGAGUAGAUUCCUCAUUGCUACCCCAUCGAAUAGUUCUGCUAAUCUUAUAGCUGAGAGAUUAUUAGACAGCGGAGUCCUGAAACCAGGUGACUUGGUGCGGCUGGUUGCUCAUCACUGUCUGUAUGAUGAAUCUAUUCCUGAGAAGUUGUUGCCAUACUGCGCAACAGCUGAACUGGCUGCUGAAAGAUCUCGUGCAACAGUCGAAUACUGUGGCGAGGGUCCUAGACUCAAUUGCACCAGCAGUGUUCUUGGGAGACAUCGAAUUACUGUGGGUACGUGUAUAAGCCUAGGGAUACUUUAUAACAUGGGAUUCCCACGUGGACAUUUCUCUCACGUUCUGGUUGAUGAAGCUGGACAGGCUACUGAACCAGAAAUUAUGGUUCCUUUGAAUUUCAUACACUCCAGUCAUGGUCAAGUGGUUCUUGCUGGUGAUCCAAUGCAAUUGGGUCCAGUUAUUCAAAAUAAAUUGGCCGAAUAUUACGGCUAUGGUGAAUCUUUUCUUUCGAGAUUACUUCACAGAUUCCCUUAUCAGAAGGAUCCUGAGAGUUUCGAUACAGGAUACGAUCCUAGACUCGUUACAAAGCUCGUGAUGAAUUAUCGCAGUUUGUCAGAGAUACUGGAAUUACCAAAUUCUUUAUUCUAUGAUUCUGAACUCAGGGCACAGAUAUCUUCGAAGAGAAGCAAAGAAGUGGAUCUCUUAAAAUCAUUAGCUAAUGAAUUACCAGAGAGAACUGGAGUACCACCGGCUAUAGUGUUUCAUGGUGUCAGAGGAGAAAAUUAUCAGGACACUGACAGUCCCAGUUGGUACAAUCCUGAAGAAGCUACCCAGGUUUAUCUUUACCUUUUGAGAUUGUAUAAUCACGGUCUUGGAGCUAGUGACAUUGGAAUAAUAACGCCGUAUCAAAAACAGGUGCGUCAAAUUCGAGAACUAUUGUUUGAAUUGGAUCUGGUAUUACCAAAAGUAGGGAGUGUUGAAGAAUUCCAAGGUCAAGAACGCAACGUUAUAAUCCUGUCCACAGUGAGAUCCACAAGUAAUCUUGUCCCUGAGGAUAUAAAACAUGCAAUUGGAUUUAUAGCAUCGCCAAGACGACUGAACGUCGCUAUAACGCGUGCUCGAGCUCUUCUGAUUAUUCUUGGAAAUCCUGACCUCCUAUCUAAGGAUCCUUAUUGGCGUAGCGUUUUAAUUUACUGCAUAGAACACGGCGGCUACACGGGCUGCGAAUUUUUAUCUUCAGCCUGGACAAAUGCUCUUAACGAAAGUGACGACGACCUUUGCGAGUAAACAGGAGAUUCCUUAUUUGAAUUGAAAAAAAAAAUGAAACUGAACAGCACUUGAUCUUAUCUAUAAAAUAUUUUUACCUUAUUGAAUGUUUAGAGAAUAAAAUACAAAUAAAAGUACAGUACAAUUUGAAAUCCACGUGAAAAAUACAACGGUUUAUUAAGA
Messenger RNA from Cephus cinctus (wheat stem sawfly), 4491 nucleotides. It is a transcript of the gene armi, whose product is annotated as probable RNA helicase armi. Lineage: Eukaryota; Metazoa; Arthropoda; Insecta; Hymenoptera; Cephidae. Bases 550 to 4329 code for a protein of 1259 amino acids. The record is from RefSeq and is a predicted model, not a curated record. The transcript is spliced from 6 exons. Gene Ontology annotation, molecular function: helicase activity.